Messenger RNA from Exophiala dermatitidis NIH/UT8656, 2199 nucleotides. RefSeq names its product dipeptidyl aminopeptidase. The coding region runs from base 1 to 2199 and encodes 732 amino acids. Gene Ontology annotation, molecular function: serine-type endopeptidase activity. The record is from RefSeq and is a predicted model, not a curated record. The transcript is spliced from 2 exons. Gene Ontology annotation, biological process: proteolysis. Lineage: Eukaryota; Fungi; Ascomycota; Eurotiomycetes; Chaetothyriales; Herpotrichiellaceae.
AUGACUGUCCGAAAGAAAUAUACCCCUGAGGUCCUUUUGAGUGCCCCGAGAAGGUCAGCAGCACUUGCUAGUCCAGAUGGGAAGCUUGCUCUCUACACUCAGUCGACAUACUCCUUCGACUCACACACGCGAACGAAUGAGAUAUGUGUCCUGGAUCUGACCACCGGUCAAUCUGUGACCAUCAGCAAAGACGCCAAAGCGACGGAACCGCGAUGGACCGGGACGAAUCAUGAAGUUGUGUGGUUGAAGGAGUGCGAGAACGGCAACACAAGCUUCGUGAUUACCGACGCCACCCUUCCCGGGAAGUGCUACACCGCCGGCACCGUAGCAGGAACAGUGUCAAACCUGAAGCUUUACGUGAUCGAGCCUGGACAGGUCGCCGUCGCAGUCUCUGGACAGGCCAAUCCAGAUGGAAGCCUCCACAACCCAAAGGAUGUUCAGAAACAGCAUAGCUCGGCACGCCUCUAUGAUUCGCUCUUUGUUCGUCAUUGGGACCACUACAUCACCGAUCAACGUAACACCAUUUUCACAGCAUUGCUUCAGAAGUCGCAGCCUAUGGUGACUUCUCGCCAGGGUCGCUACAGUCUGUUAGGCUUCAAGAACGCCCUUCUAGGGUCCAAGCUGGAAUGCCCGAUUCCACCAUUCGGCGGAACCGACCACUUCGACAUUGGACCUACCGGGCUGACGAUCGUGGCGAAGGAUCCCAACCUCGACCCUGCUACGCACACCAAAUGUGAUUGCUACUUCAUCCCCAAGAAAGAUGUCAUGGAUCUGAGCCCACCCAACUUCCACAAAAUCCGGGUGCCGGGGCUCCAGGGCGCGGCUUCAAGCCCGGUUUUCUCACCAAACGGCGAAUCGCUGGCCUAUCUUCACAUGGCCACUGACGGCUAUGAGAGUGACAAAAACCGCAUUGUUCUCGUCCACGGCCUCGGAAGCACCGACAUUGCCGCCAGGGAGUUGAUGCAGACCGCCGACAGCAAGGGUGGAUGGGAUAGGUCUCCUUCUGCUCUGAAGUGGUCCAACGAUGGCAAGACUUUGCUCAUGGAAGCCGAAGAUAUCGGUCGAGGAUGUCUUUUCGCGCUUGAUUUGGACAAAGAGUCCCCAGGGCCCGAAUGGCUUCCUCGGAAAUUGACCAAGAACGGAUAUAUUAUCGAUGUGUCACCGUUGUCUACCAACUCGAACCUGCUGCUUGUGUCAAGCAACAGCCUUGUCGACAAUAGUACAUACACGAUCGUGGACCCUUCCGGUGAGUCCGAGCCUGCUGUGGUAUCAUCGCUCAGUCGAGCGGGUUCAAUGUUCGGUCUUUCUCCCGAGCAGGUCUCAUCAGUAUGGUGGAAAGGCGCAAAUGACCACCCAGUCCAUGCCUGGAUGAUGAAGCCCUCCUUCUUUCGGGCAGACCACAAGUAUCCGCUGGCAUAUCUGAUACACGGUGGCCCUCAAGGAGCAUGGAAUGACCAGUGGUCGACGCGAUGGAACCCUGCCGUCUUCGCCGAGCAAGGAUAUGUCGUGAUAUGCCCCAACCCGACCGGCUCCACAGGGUACGGGCAAGGUUUCACCGAUGCUAUACGCAAUCAGUGGGGUGGUUUACCCUACGAGGAUCUUGUCAAAGGUUUCGAGUUCAUCGAAUCCGAGUUGGAGUUUGUGGAUCCUUCUCGCGCCGUCGCAUUGGGUGCCAGUUAUGGUGGGUUUAUGAUGAAUUGGUUCCAAGGGCAUGACCUGGGCCGCAAGUUCAAGGCGCUCGUCUGCCACGACGGCGUUUUCAGUAUGACCGGCCAACUGGCCUCUGAAGAACAAUACUUCCCUCUGCAUGACCUGGGCGGACCACUAUGGGAGAGACAGGAAGUAUAUGACAAAUGGGAUCCAAGUCGCUUCACUAAACACUGGGAGACUCCCAUGUUGGUGGUACACAACGAGCUCGACUACAGACUGACCAUUUCUGAAGGUCUAUCAGCGUUCAAUGUUCUGCAGAUGAAGAACAUCGAGAGUCGAUUCUUGAGCUUUCCUGACGAGAACCACUGGGUCCUCAAGCCGGAAAACAGUCUUGUUUGGCAUUUGGUUGUCAUCAACUGGAUCAACAAGUUUGUGGGGUUACCAAAAUUGGUCGAUCGCCAGGGCAGAGAUGGUUCUUCUUUCUGUCGGCAGGAGCGGCGGAGAAGGCAGAUCAACCUGCCCAUAGGCUCGUCGCGGCUUGAGCAAUGA